AUGGUUGCCACCCGUAUCUUCUCUGUCGGUGCCGCUCUGGCCCUGGCUCUGCCUGCCACUGCCUCGCCGACCCUCGCUCGCCGCGCCUUCGAGAUUAGCGAAUUCACCCCCUUCCAGAAGCGCCAGGUCUCCAGCGAGCAGUUUGCCUGCCACUCCGCCUGCGGCAACACCAUCCUCGAGUCCGAGACCGGCACCGCGCACUGCUCUUCCACCGCCUGGCGCACCCGCCUCGACGAGUGCUUGGACUGCGUCCAGGAGUUCCCCAUCUGGCAGUUCUACAGCGAGGGUGUCCAGGCCGGCGCCACCGCCUGCGGCCUCACCGCCGAGCCCGGCUCCCCCUCCUCCGGCGGCGAGACCGAGACCACCCCCGCCGCUGAGCCCACCCCUGCUCCCGUCACUACCACUGCUGCUGCCGCGCCCACCACCGCCGCCGCUGAGGAGGAGACCACUGCUGCCGCCGCCGCUCCUGAGCCCUCGUCUCCCGCCCCCGAGGGCGAGACUACCCCGGAGUCUCAGUACCCCGUCCCCACCGUCUCCGAGGCCGCCCCCGUGGUAUCCGAGUCCGCUGUCGCCUCUGCUGUUCCCUCCGCCGUCGCCACUCCCUCUGGCAACAACACCAUUCCCGAGCCCACCACCAUUGAGGUUGACGGUGCCGCCUCCCUUGGCUUCAUGGGUGUUGCCGCCAUGCUCGGCCUCGCUGCCAUUGCCCUCUAA
This is a messenger RNA of Verticillium dahliae VdLs.17, 714 nucleotides long. RefSeq lists its product as uncharacterized. The coding region runs from base 1 to 714 and encodes 237 amino acids. The transcript has 3 exons. The record is from RefSeq and is a predicted model, not a curated record. Lineage: Eukaryota; Fungi; Ascomycota; Sordariomycetes; Glomerellales; Plectosphaerellaceae.